Messenger RNA from Lasiodiplodia theobromae, 1563 nucleotides. RefSeq lists its product as uncharacterized. The transcript is spliced from 2 exons. The record is from RefSeq and is a predicted model, not a curated record. NCBI's taxonomy places the organism in Eukaryota, Fungi, Ascomycota, Dothideomycetes, Botryosphaeriales, Botryosphaeriaceae. Bases 1 to 1563 code for a protein of 520 amino acids.
AUGUUUGACAAAACCGCAGCGAAUCCAACUUCUGAUCCCUCAGCGACGCCCACUUCGACCACAGACCCCUGGAACUCUAUUACCCUCGGUGUCACUACCACUUUCGGAGUAUUCAUAACCUGCUGCAUCCUCGCGGCUUUCAUCAAGUGCUUCGAGUCUAUCAUAAAGAUGAACCGGAAGUCUCGCAACCAAGACGACAGGAGGCCUGAUGAGGGCGACGGCCGUGGUAGAACUUCCUGGCCAAGGCGCUCUUCCAAUUCUCCCAUCUUGCCGACGACGCACCGCCCUACGAAUGAAGGAAACGAUGAGGACGAGUUAAAUGGGUGGAUGCGCGGAGCCUCAAAUAGGCGCCAGGGUGCGGAUCUACGGAUCAACCUGCUCGAGCAGAAAGUCGAAGAGCUCUACUACGCCAUCAAUAAAGUCCAGGAUGAUCAUGACAAGCUCGCUUCCGUCAUAGAGGAGAUUGCCUGCGAGAUUUUGUCCGAGGUGGCAACAAUGGGUAACUCUAGCACCGAAACGAGCUCCCAGUACUUCAGCUGCAAGUCAAACAUGCAGGACAGUGACGAUGAAUUUCUGAAGUCUGGGGAUAUCAGCGAGUUGCCAGGCACAGAAGAAUUGUUGGGAAGAGCAACUCCAUCCGACCAACUCGACGAUUAUCCCAUUCCCAACCGACCUUUCCGUACUAUAGGGGGACGCACAACACCGCCGCCCAUCCCAGCCAAGUCCUCGAAGCGGUUCGUUCCAUAUUCACCUGAAAACCCAUUCCUGGAUCCUCAAGGACAGCGUAGGACGCCGCAUCGAUUCACUUCCGAAUUCGGAAAAGGUAGCAGCCGCCCCACCUCUCCCAUCCCGUACAUCCCGCCGCCACGCCCUCCCCCGCACGGCUCGCUGGCCCCGGCUCCAAACCUGAACUCCAACCAUCCCGUCAGCGCGUGCGCGUACUUCGCACCAGUGGAGAAGAAGACGGGGGGGCCCUCCGCGCCGCGCCAACAGCCGGAUCAGGCGAACGAACGCUGCGACGGCCGUACUGCCUGGACCAGCUCUUCCACCAGCGGCGCCUCCUACCGCCACGGCGGCGAAGACAGAGAGGUUCGAUAUCGACGACCGACCAGUUCGCAGGUUAGAAGCAGCAGCAGCGCAAAUGACGAACGACGACGACCCGGCCACUUCGACGCCGCUACCCCAUUACACGCCGACGAUGCGGAACGGGGGCAGCGCUUGCCGCACGGCCGGCACGUCGGACCCGGCGGAUUCGGGACCGGUGAUGAGGCUUUGGACGCCUUGGAGUGGGAGUAUUCUCCGGCGCGUGGCUGGACGUCGAGACAGCCUUUCUCGUGGAGCGGCGCCGAUUUCGCGGAUGUCGACAUCGAUCCGUCUACGCCGGCGCAGGGGCAGAGGGCUCGUUUCGAUGGGAGGCAUUGGGGGCCGGCUCAAGUUGAUUGCGGCUCUUCGAGUUCCAGUAUUAUGAGACAGUCCGGCCAGUACGCUCUGGGGAGACUGAGCAACGGGAAGAUGAAAGAGAGCUGCAUGGGCGGAGGGAAUCCCCCGAAACACGUCGUCUGA